GGAGUUACAACAACCACUGUGAGGAGGGAUAGUGGAAAAGGUAGGCUAAUGUAGGCUACUGUUAAUGUCAAACCAUACUUGGCCGGCCAGUGUUUAGUGGGGACUAGGGAAUGGUUAUCAGCGUGCCUGGAAACUAUGCAACUUUCUAAUGUGCAGUGGUAGCUUUCAAAGUUUAGAGGCCAAGUUUACAGAAGAGAAGCUUGGACGUUGUAAGCGCAAAAGACGGUCAUGAUGACGAAUGAGAAUCUGUGGCGCAAACAAUGUUUCAACUCUGCAUUCUAGGAUCAUCAAUUACGCGCGUGUGUAUUCGUAUUAUUUCAAGAAUGUGUGUGAUACAGAAAGAAAAACCAGUGACUAGAGUGCGAGUACCCUAACGACUCUGUCCAAGAACAUUCUGAAGCUGUAAAAAUGCACGCAGUUACCAGCCUCUCAAUGGUCAGUUUGCUAAGUUUUGGCUACUUAUCCAUGGACUGGAUCAAGCCGAAUCAAGUGGAGGAGCACAUUCAAAACGAUGCCUCUAUUAAGUUUGAGCCUAAGCAACCACCACACAUCAUAUUCAUACUGACGGAUGACCAAGGCUUCAAUGACAUAGGUUAUCACAACCCGGACAUUCUGACUCCAACUCUGGACAAACUGGCCGCGGAGGGGGUGAAGCUGGAGAAUUACUAUGUUCAACCUAUCUGCACUCCGUCACGCAGUCAGUUGAUCACGGGCAGAUACCAGAUCCACACAGGCCUCCAGCAUUCCAUCAUCCGGCCUCGCCAGCCCAACUGCCUCCCCCUGGACAUGACCACGCUCCCACAGCGGCUGCAGGAAGCGGGGUACGCUACUCACAUGGUGGGCAAAUGGCACCUUGGCUUCUACAGGAAGGAGUGUCUGCCCACGCGCCGAGGCUUUCACAGCUACUUUGGCUCUCUGACGGGCAGUGUGGACUACUACACGUAUGGCUCUUGUGACGGACCAGGCCUGUGUGGCUAUGACCUCCACGAGGGGGAGACAGUGGCCUGGGGCCGGGGAGGCAAGUACUCCACCCACCUCUACACGCAGAGGGUACGCAAGAUCUUGUCCACUCACGACCCAUCCCACCAGCCCCUGUUCAUGUUCCUCUCCCUCCAGGCCGUACACACGCCCCUGCAGUCACCCAAGGCCUACAUCUACCCCUACCGCGGGAUGGGGAACGUAGCCAGAAGGAAGUACGCAGCCAUGGUUUCCAUCGUAGACGAGGCUGUACGAAAUGUCACCUAUGCUCUGCGCAAGUACGGCUACUACCGCAACAGUGUGCUCAUCUUCUCCACUGACAACGGUGCCCAGCCGUUCACUGGAGGGAGUAACUGGCCUCUCCGGGGGCGUAAGGGAACCUACUGGGAGGGAGGGGUCCGUGGGGUGGGCUUCGUACACAGCCCCCUGCUGCGUCACAAGCGGAGGGUUUCCAAGGCCCUCCUGCACAUCACUGACUGGUACCCAACCCUGGUGGGUCUGGCUGGGGGUAACGUGUCACUGACUGAGGGUCUUGAUGGCUACAAUGUAUGGCCAACCAUCAGUGAGGGCAAAGAGUCCCCACGCCUGGAAAUCCUCCAUAACAUUGACCCACUCCACCGGCGCUCUGGCCUGGCGUCUGGGUCUGGGCAGGAGGCCCAGCAUGUGUGGGACACCACGGUCCAGUCUGCCAUCCGGGUGGGGGACUGGAAACUGCUAACAGGGGACCCGGGCCAUGGAGACUGGGUCCCACCACAGGUACUGGCCAACUUCCCAGGCAGCUGGUGGAACCUGGAGCGGAACACUGGGGGAACAGGGAAGUCUGUGUGGCUCUUCAACAUCACAGGAGACCCCUAUGAACGCAGUGACAUGGCGGUGCAGAGGCCUGAUGUGGUCAAGAAGCUGCUAGCACGUCUGGCCUACUACAACCGCACUGCCGUCCCUGUCAGGUUCCCCAACGACGACCCCCGGGCCAACCCAGACCGCAACGGGGGCGCCUGGGUACCGUGGGUCGGGGGGGACGAGGACGAGCCAAAAUGGAACGGGGUCUAUAAGAAAGGGAGGAAUAAAAAGAAGAAGAAGAAAUGCAAGCUGUGCAAACUGAGAUCCUUUUUUAAGAAACUGAAUACAAGGAUAAUGUCCAAUAGAAUAUGAGGUGGGAAUGUCAAUGACACUCAGUCACAAGUAGCCUAUACAUUUUACACUGCAAGAAUAAUCUGAGCCAGCAACUCCUUGUGUGUGUGUGUGUGACAAUGGAAAACGAUGUUUACUGUAGUGCAUCUCUUUGACUGUGCUUUCAUAUGUUUUUGGAUGUAGGACUAUUGGGUUCUAUGGUGUUUAUCAAUUUUUCUAUUUGAUCCAUUUAUAGUGUGUAGCUAAGUGAAUUCAACAUGUAUACAGUACGUUGACCUACUCACUUGGGGUUAUUUGAGUAGUAAUGACUUGAACUGACCUGUUUUUUUAUGUUUUUGAGAAUAUCUAAGUACUGUUUUAAUUAAACAGAAACUAAUGGGUGAAACUAGAACAAAACAAGGGCAUGAUUUUUUGGAUUUUCAUAUAAUUUAAUCGAUAGAAGGGUCCUUUGGAGGAAGGAUUGUUGACAUAUAUUUGACAUUUGUAUCUUAAAGCAUAAUUGAGAAAUCAUUAAUUGAAGUUGGAACAUCUGUGACAUUUUGGCCUUACCCAGGCCUCCUUUAAAGCUGCGAUCCGCAAUAGGCGAAACAGCGCCUUUGGCUGCCCCAAGCGCAUUUGUUAUUGUUUUUGUUUGAGGAAAUUAGCAUCCAGCAUCGUCGUAAAAAAAAUUUGUUGUACAUGCUAUACUUUUCUAUUGCGCGUGCAAUGAUGUGCUAUGAUAUCUGAGGGAAAAAAACUGUGUUAAUUGUUUAAAGUAACAUCUUUGUUAUUGUAAUAUUGCAAAUGGACAUGGCAGUUUCACCGCUAUCGAUUGCAGCUUUAAGACUCGAUAAUGUCUUACCGCUUGCUCUGUAAUAUGAGUUGUAUUUUGAUUUCAAUAAUAAUUUUCUGACAUUAAUUAAUGCAUGUUGUAAAAUAUAGACAUGGAAAAUGUACAAUUUUUGAUUAGGCAAAUGUUUCUAUAUAUUGUUGAACAUAAUAUAUUCAAUGGGCAUAUCAACGUUCCAGAGUGGGAUCUUUGCUAGUUUUAAAGUAAUGGUCCAUUUUAUACAGAAAAAUGUGCAUGUUAGGCAGGUUUCCAUUGAAGUUUAUUCGGCAAAAGCAAUGUCGCAAAAAACAUUGCGACAUGUGAAACUGCAGCUAUAGGAGAAAUGUUCUAAAGAUCAACCAAAUGUUUAUUCAUUCGACAGGGGUGGGUUUUUCUUUUGUCAAACUUUGUUUAUUGCGACAAAUGAUCUAACCAGUGUUUUUCGAAUAAAUGAUGAUUGCAGAAUCAUCACAUAACUACAGUGCCUUCAGAAAUUAUUCAUCACACCCCUUGACUUUUUCCACAUUUUGUUGUGUUACAGCCUGAAU
Molecule: messenger RNA, 3465 nt
Organism: Coregonus clupeaformis (lake whitefish)
Lineage: Eukaryota; Metazoa; Chordata; Actinopteri; Salmoniformes; Salmonidae
Product: arylsulfatase I-like
Exons: 2
Coding region: 409-2130 (573 amino acids)
Source: RefSeq, a predicted model, not a curated record